Molecule: messenger RNA, 780 nt
Organism: Podospora anserina S mat+
Lineage: Eukaryota; Fungi; Ascomycota; Sordariomycetes; Sordariales; Podosporaceae
Exons: 2
Coding region: 1-780 (259 amino acids)
Biological process (GO): mitochondrial electron transport, succinate to ubiquinone; tricarboxylic acid cycle; mitochondrial respiratory chain complex II assembly
Cellular component (GO): mitochondrion
Source: RefSeq, a predicted model, not a curated record
AUGGCCUCCCUCCGUCCAGCAACCCGCGCCCUCCGCGCCGCCAUCCGUCCCACCACUUCAGUCCUCAGAACCGCCCGCCCCUUCAGCUCGUCCAAGUCCUCCCCCGACCCGGGCUCCCUCCCAAACCACGAACUCGAUGUCGGCGAGCUCCAGGGCGCAAAGUUCAAGAUUGAGCCUUUGCGUAGAGUAGGCGAAGAGCCAGACGUCAUGCGCGCCCGUCUUCUCUACCAAUCCCGCAAACGCGGCACCCUCGAAUCCGACCUCCUCCUCUCCACCUUCGCCGCCUCCCACCUCCCCAAGAUGACCCCCGCCCAACUCUCCGAAUACGACCGCUUCCUCGACGAAAACGACUGGGACAUUUACUACUGGGCCACCCAGCCCAACGUCUCCCUUCCCUCCGGCCAAACCCCCCCCUUGGAGGACAGAGCAGUGCACGAGUCCCCCCGACCCGGGGAGUGGGCGCAGACGGUGGGGACGUUCAAGCCCGCGUACCGGCCUGUGCCCAAGAGGUGGGAGGGGAGUGAGAUUCUGGCUUUGUUGAGGGAGCAUGUCCGGGUUAGGAGGGGUGAUCAAUCGGAGCAGGUGAAGGAGGAGCUGGGGCAUCAUGGGGAGGAGGGGCACAGGCAUAACGAGGUGGAGACGAAGGGGAUGCCGUUUAUCCCUCCCCUCGAUCAGUCCAGCUCAAAGGCGUACGUCCAAUCUUGGGGAGACGGGGGGGGGUGGGGGGUGAGGGGCCCCCUGUUUGGGUGUAAAACAAACCGAAAUAAAGAAGGAGGAUAA